ACAUUCAUUAACAUAUCCAUGUAUAUAUUCUGUCCAAUUAAAAUUUUUACGAUCACGAACAGUCCCGUCUACACGUGUUGUAGUGCGAUGACGGUCGUUCUUGAACAUUCUUACAACAACUGUCAAGUCUUCCUGGCAAAGGCAAAAGGUUAGGUAUGAAGCAGUUUAGCACAGGUAAAAUUUUAUUAUUGUUCGAAGUAUUGACGCCAGGAGACAAUGGACGUUUUUCAAUGAAGAGUCAUCAUCGUAGCAGGGUCUUUGAUUGGAAAGGAAUACUUCAUUCUAGUCAUGGAUGAUAAAAUCAGAGAUGCUGUAUUGGAAAAUGAUGACAACGCAUGCGUACUUCGCCUCUACAUCGGAUGUGAGGUAUAGAGAGAUGUAAACAGACUAGAUGAAGAAAAGUUUUAAGAUGAGAAUCGCCCGGAUUCUCGGUGUGUUGAUUUUGGUUUACAUUAUCUGUACCCCAUUUAGAGGGCAAAAUGACAAGACUGUUGAAAAUAAUUAUAGACGAAUGAAGGCUUAUAUCGAUGCAGGCGUUUUUCAGCCCUCUUCAGGUCCGCCGUUAACUUGUGAUGAAAAUGGAGAAAACGUGUUUUUGCUUAUAGUGAUACCUAGCGCCGUUACAAACUUUGAACAGAGAAACGUCAUUAGGAAAACAUGGGGGAACGUCACAAAAGUUCGACCACACGUUGUGGUUAGAUUCCUCGUAGGGAGAGCUGUUGAAUCGUCCAUAAAGGAACUGGUGCAAACAGAGAAUCGCAUCCAUCAUGAUGUGAUCAUGGAGGAAAUACCUGAGAUCUACGAAAAUCUGACACAGAAAUCUGUCGCCAUGCUGCGAUGGAUCAUUUCGUAUUGUUCCCGAGCUCGCUAUUUCCUUAAAAUAGACGAUGACAUGUUUUUAAAUCUUUCCAGACUUUUAAACUUUCUUAGUGAGCAAGCGCAAACAAAUUCGAUCAUAGGGUGCAGGUUUGAACAUUCGAAACCGCGUCGAUAUCCAUUCUUAAAAUGGUAUGUGUCUUUAGAACAGUACAGCGAAUCAGAAUACCCAGUUUACGUGUCUGGACCGGCUUACGUAAUCUCUGGAGAUAUCUUAUUCAAACUUUACCAAGCUACGAAGGAAGUUCCCCAGUUUUUGUUCGAAGAUGUUUACAUAACAGGCAUGUGCAGGAGGCAUAUCGGGGCUGUCGCAAAAUCGCACCCAGAAUUCACCUGUGGCUACCGUGACGUUGCUCCGUGUGGAAGCCACUUUAUGUACAGAAUAACUGGCCACCACUACAGUCCCACCGAAAUCAGUCGGAUGUGGACAGAACUACGAGACAGGUGGUCCACCUGUCGCUUGAUUGACAGUUUCGGGAUUUACAUAAUAGUUGAUUUAUUAAAAUGGAUAUUUUUGUGAUUUGUGUGAUAUUUUCUUCAAAAUAUAAUUGUAUAUGUUAAAGUUGUAAUAUCCCUCUGCUAUUAAUUUUGCCAUAUAUUUUUAAAAAAAUUUCAUAUUGAUUUUCAUCAAAGUCAAUAUCAAUCGAUUCAUAUGAAACAAAGUUUAAGUGAUGAAGCGCUGCUAGAUUUUUCAAAAAAUUGAUAAUAUGUCAAAUCAUGCUUUGAAGAAAACUAGACAUAGUGAAAAGCAAAAUUUUACCAUCGCCGCAUAAAAUUAAAAAUCUAAAAUGUAUAUGAAAAUAAUAUAUAGUUAUAUACAUUUUCAAUUCAUAUUACAAAACAUAUUGAAGCGCUGCAUUUUAGUUCAGAAUAGCACUUUGUUGUAUAGGUUUGCAACAAAAAUUGCUUUAAUCAGCAAGAGUUAUCUUUCUUUAUCAUAGACUAUUGAAGGUUUUACAUACAUGUUUUACAUACAGUGCAUGAUAAAUUGACACAGUUUCUAAAUUUUCGGAAAAGGUUUUCUGUUUUUAAAUUUGGAGAAGAUAAUAGUAAAUGGAUAUAUAUUUAAGAAAUCCUAAAAAUGUAAACCAGAGCAUUUUGUUAUGUAAAACAAAAAGGUAAUCAAGAGAAUAAUCUUCCAGUAAUUGGUAUGAUAUCAGUAUAGGGAUAUAUUGUCUUGAAUCAAAUGAGAUAUUAGGUGUUUUUAUUUUUUAAUUUGUUCUCAUAUCUGCUCCCACAUAAUAGAAAAGCCUUCUUCAAUUUUGAACAUUUGAAAUGCU
This is a messenger RNA of Magallana angulata, 2156 nucleotides long. RefSeq names its product beta-1,3-galactosyltransferase 1-like. Bases 392 to 1396 code for a protein of 334 amino acids. Gene Ontology annotation, molecular function: hexosyltransferase activity. Gene Ontology annotation, cellular component: membrane. The transcript has 4 exons. Lineage: Eukaryota; Metazoa; Mollusca; Bivalvia; Ostreida; Ostreidae. The record is from RefSeq and is a predicted model, not a curated record.